Molecule: messenger RNA, 5321 nt
Organism: Pneumocystis carinii B80
Lineage: Eukaryota; Fungi; Ascomycota; Pneumocystomycetes; Pneumocystales; Pneumocystaceae
Product: DNA-directed RNA polymerase II subunit rpb1
Exons: 7
Coding region: 47-5278 (1743 amino acids)
Biological process (GO): transcription by RNA polymerase II
Cellular component (GO): RNA polymerase II, core complex
Molecular function (GO): DNA binding
Source: RefSeq, a predicted model, not a curated record
GAAGAAGCAGAUAAAUAAGGGAGAUCUUCUUGACGAAGGUCAAAAAAUGAGCGGCGAUAUUGCUCUUACACCUUCAUCUGCGGUUUUACGGCAGGUUGAGGAGGUACAAUUUGGAAUUUUGAGUCCAGAAGAAAUCAGAGCAAUGAGUGUAGCUAAGAUAGAGUAUCCAGAAACUAUGGAUGAAUCAGGCCAUCGUCCGCGUAUUGGAGGGCUUUUGGACCCAAGAUUAGGGACGAUUGACCGUAAUUUUAGAUGCCAGACAUGUGGAGAAAGUAUGGCAGAAUGUCCGGGCCAUUUUGGACAUAUAGAACUUGCUAAACCAGUAUUUCAUAUUGGAUUUCUUGUAAAGAUAAAGAAGAUAUUGGAAUGCGUGUGUUUAAAUUGCGGAAAAUUAAAAGCAGAUGAGAGUAAUCCUAAAUUUAUAGAAUCUCAAAGAUAUCGAGAUCCCAAGUCACGUUUAAUUGCAGUUUGGAAUGUUUGUAAAACAAAAAUGAUAUGUGAAAUUGAUCCGCCGAUUAAUGAUGAUUAUGGGGCUAAAACUAUUAUUGGACAUGGAGGAUGCGGUAAUCCGCAACCUAUUAUACGAAAAGAUGGGCUUAAAUUGUGGGCUACAUAUAAAAAAUCGAAGGAUUCAGAGAGUGAUUUGCCUGAUCGUAGACUAUUAACACCUCUAGAAGUAUAUACUGUAUUUAAACACAUCUCUAGUGUUGAUUUGGAGAAGAUGGGUUUGAAUGAGGAAUAUGCACGCCCUGAUUGGAUGAUUAUUACAGUUCUUCCAGUUCCACCACCAUCAGUCCGUCCUAGUAUUUCUGUUGAUGGAAGUAAUCGUGGUGAAGAUGAUUUGACUCAUAAGCUUUCGGAUAUUAUUAAAGCAAAUGCAAAUGUACGACGAUAUGAACAAGAAGGAGCACCAGCUCAUAUUGUGAGCGAAUAUGAGCAAUUACUUCAAUUUCAUGUUGCAACAUACAUGGAUAAUGAUAUAGCAGGUCAACCACAAGCUCUUCAAAAAACAGGACGCCCAUUAAAAUCUAUACGUGCUCGUCUUAAAGGAAAAGAAGGGAGAUUAAGAGGGAAUUUAAUGGGAAAACGUGUUGAUUUUUCUGCACGAACGGUAAUUACAGGCGAUCCAAACUUAUCUCUUGAUGAGCUUGGCGUUCCAAGAAGCAUUGCUCGUAUUCUUACAUACCCUGAGACAGUAACUCCAUAUAAUAUUCAUAAACUUCAAGAACUUGUACGAAAUGGACCUAAUGAACAUCCUGGUGCAAAGUAUAUUAUUCGCGAUACAGGAGAAAGAAUUGAUUUACGAUAUCAUAAAAGGGCAGGUGAUAUUCCAUUACAAUAUGGAUGGAGAGUGGAAAGGCAUAUUACAGAUGGAGAUGUGGUUAUUUUUAAUAGGCAGCCUUCACUGCAUAAAAUGUCUAUGAUGGGUCAUCGUGUUAGAGUUAUGCCUUAUUCAACGUUUCGUAUUAAUUUAUCUGUUACACCACCAUAUAAUGCGGAUUUUGAUGGAGAUGAAAUGAAUCUUCACGUUCCUCAAUCAGAAGAAACUCGAGCAGAAAUUAUUGAAAUAUGUAUGGUUCCUAAACAAAUUGUUUCUCCUCAAUCAAACAAGCCUGUAAUGGGUAUUGUACAAGAUACAUUAGCGGGUGUUAGAAAACUUACUAGACGGGAUAAUUUUUUGUCUAGAGAUCAAGUUAUGAACAUUCUUCUAUGGGUUCCUGAAUGGGAUGGAAAUAUGCCUACUCCUGCAAUCAUUAAACCCAAACCUUUAUGGACUGGAAAACAGAUUCUUAGUAUGGUUAUUCCUAAAGGGAUAAAUCUCAUUAGAGAUGAUGAGAAGCAAACACCUAUGACUCCUGAUGACAAGGGUAUGAUGUUGGAAGACGGAGAAAUUAUAUAUGGAAUUGUAGAUAAAAAAACGGUAGGGGCAUCACAAGGAGGUCUUGUACAUACUAUUAUGAGAGAAAAAGGCCCGGAAGUAUGUCGUAUGUUUUUUAAUGGUAUUCAAAUGGUUGUAAAUUAUUGGUUAUUACAUAAUGGUUUCAGUAUUGGUAUUGGUGAUACUAUUGCAGACGCAGAUACUAUGAGAGAUAUAACAAAUACAAUUGCAGAAGCAAAAGCUAAAGUUCAAGAAAUUAUUCUUGAUGCACAACAAAAUAGACUUCAAGUAGAGCCAGGUAUGACUUUACGUGAAUCAUUUGAAAGCAAAGUUUCUAGAGCACUUAACCAAGCUCGUGAUACUGCAGGGCGUUCUGCAGAAAUGAGUCUUAAAGAAUCGAAUAAUGUAAAACAAAUGGUAACAGCAGGAUCCAAAGGAUCAUUCAUUAAUAUAUCUCAAAUGUCCGCAUGUGUAGGACAACAAAUAGUAGAAGGGAAACGUAUCCCCUAUGGAUUUAAACACAGGACUUUGCCGCAUUUCACUAAGGAUGAUUACAGUCCAGAAUCAGGUGGAUUUAUUGAAAAUUCGUAUCUUAGAGGGUUAACACCUCAAGAAUUUUUCUUUCAUGCUAUGGCAGGUCGUGAAGGAUUAAUUGAUACUGCUGUUAAAACUGCAGAAACAGGAUAUAUCCAAAGACGUCUCGUUAAGGCUCUUGAAGAUGUCAUGGUAAAAUAUGACGGUACUGUUAGAAAUUCUCUAGGUGAUAUUAUUCAGUUGGUAUAUGGGGAAGAUGGUUUAGAUGGCAUAUCUGUUGAAUAUCAAAAUCUGGAUUCUUUAAGACUCUCUAAUGAAGAAUUCGAUAGACGUUAUCGUGUAGAUGUUAUGGACCCUAAAAAAACUAUUUCUCCUCAAUAUUUGGAAACAGGAAAUGAAAUUGAAGGAGAUAUGGCUAUUCAGAAUCUUUUAGAUCAAGAGUAUAAUCAAUUAUGUGAAGAUCGGGAAUUAUUGCGUAAUUUUAUAUUUAAAGAUGGCGAUGGAAGAAGACCCCUACCUGUUAAUAUUCAAAGAAUUAUACGAAAUGCUCAACAAAUUUUUCAUAUUGAUAAAAGAAAAGCUAGUGAUUUAAAUCCAAGAGAUAUUAUUCUUGGAGUAAAUGAAACAAUUAAAAAACUUACAAUUGUUCGCGGAAAUGAUAAAUUUACAAAAGAGGCACAAGAAAACGCUACACUUUUAUUUCAAAUUCUUCUUAGAUCACGACUUGCAUCUCGACGAGUUAUUGAAGAAUAUCGUCUUAAUAAAAUUGCUUUUGAAUGGGUAUUAGGUGAAAUUGAAACUCGUUUUGCGCAUUCUAUUGCCAAUCCAGGAGAAAUGGUUGGAACAUUAGCAGCACAAUCUAUUGGAGAGCCCGCUACACAAAUGACACUGAAUACUUUUCAUUAUGCAGGGGUUUCAUCAAAGAGUAUUACUCUUGGGGUUCCUCGCUUAAAAGAAAUUUUAAAUGUUGCAAAAACUAUAAAAACCCCUUCAUUAACAGUAUAUUUGAUACCAGAAGUAUCUAGGGAUAUGGAGUCAGCGAAACAAGUACAAACUGCUAUUGAACAUACAACUUUAAGAACAGUAACCUCUGUUACAGAAAUAUUUUAUGAUCCAGAUCCUCAACAAACAGUUAUAGAAGAAGAUCGUGCCUUUGUAGAAGCUUUUUUUGCUAUUCCUGAUGAAGAUGUUGAAGCUAAUCUUCAUCGCCAAUCAGCAUGGCUUCUUCGUUUAGAAUUAGACCGUGCUAAAAUGCUUGAUAAGAAAUUAAGUAUGAGUGAUGUUGCUGCAAAAAUUACAGAAAGUUUUCAUAAAGAUUUAUUUGUUAUAUGGAGUGAAGAUAAUGCAGAUAAAUUGGUUAUAAGAUGUCGUGUGAUAAAAGAUGAUGAAAAAUCAUUUGAUGAUGAUGAUAAUUUAGUUGAAGAAGAUAUGUUACUAAAAAGAAUUGAAAGUCAUAUGUUAGAAUCUAUUAGUUUGCGAGGGGUUCCAAACAUUUCUAGAGUAUUUAUGAUGGAACAUAAAACAGUUUAUCAAAAAGAAAAUGGUGAAUUUGCAAGAGGAGAGGAAUGGGUUUUAGAAACAGAUGGAAUAAAUUUAGCAAAAGUUAUGGCAGUCGAAAAUGUUGAUCCUCGACGUACUUAUUCAAACUCAUUUGUGGAAAUUCUUCAAGUUUUAGGAAUUGAAGCUACAAGAGCAGCAUUAUUAAAAGAAUUGCGAAAUGUUAUCGAAUUUGAUGGUUCAUAUGUUAAUUAUCGUCAUCUUUCCUUACUUGCAGAUACAAUGACAUCACGUGGUCAUUUAAUGGCUAUAACACGUCAUGGUAUUAAUCGUGCUGAGACCGGUGUUUUGAUGAGAUGUUCUUUUGAAGAAACAGUUGAAAUUCUAAUGGAAGCUGCUGCUGUUGGUGAAAUGGAUGAUUGUCGUGGUAUUUCGGAAAAUAUUAUGUUAGGACAACUAGCUCCUCUAGGGACAGGAGAAUUUGAUGUGAUGUUGGAUGAAGACAUGCUUAAUGAAGUCGUUGUAGAUCGUCAAAUGUUUAGAGGUAUAUCUUCUGCUGCUUUAGGAAAAACACUUUUGCAGGAAGAUCAAGCUACUCCAUAUGAUUCUCGAUCACCUGUUUCAGAUAGUGGCUAUAUUGGUUCAUCAGAUGGCGCUGCAUUUUCACCACUUGUUCAAUCUGGUUCUGAAACUCCUGGUGGAUUCACUGAAUAUGGCGGAGGAUUUGGUGUAUCUCCAUACGGCGCUACUUUACAAUCACCUGGUUAUCAACCUUUCUCUCCAUUCUCAGGAACAUCACCUGUUUCUCCAAAUUAUUUACCAACUUCUGUAUUUUCACCAACUAGUCCACAGAUUCUUAGAAUGUCUCCAAAUUUUUCACCAACUUCUCCAAUGUGUUCACCUAUUAGUCCUGCUUAUUCACCGACUUCACCGGCUUAUUCACCGACUUCACCUGCUUAUUCUCCAACAUCUCCAGCUUAUUCUCCAACAUCACCAGCUUACUCACCAACAUCUCCUGCUUACUCACCUACAUCUCCUGCUUAUUCUCCUACUUCUCCGGCCUAUUCACCGACUUCACCGGCGUACUCACCUACGUCACCGGCUUAUUCACCUACAUCUCCAGCUUAUUCUCCUACGUCACCGAGUUAUUCUCCUACAUCACCGAGCUAUUCUCCAACAUCUCCAAGUUAUUCUCCAACAUCACCAGCGUAUUCACCGACUUCUCCAAGUUAUUCACCGACUUCUCCGAGUUACUCUCCAACUUCACCAGCUUAUUCUCCGACAUCUCCGGCCUAUUCUCCUACAUCUCCAAAGUUCUCUCCGGCUUCACCGGCUUAUUCUCCUACUUCUCCAAGACAUACUAAAUGAUUUUUGGGUCAUAGAAUUUAUUUCAAGGCAAAUUUUAAACAUA